UUUUAUUUCCCUCUGAAGUUGAAUUUGAAAUCCUUCAGUUGUGCAACAAACUACCAAGCUCUCCUAUUCCCUUCCUCCCACCUCCAAUUCGCCCGUAGCACAGAAAUGGAAGAACGAGAAGGACCACUGCUACACCUUAUAAUGGAGAAAGGUCCUCUUUCGGGUCAAAAUCUGGAGUAUAAACCCGGUUCAAAGAUCCAGAUUGGUCGGGGUGUUCGUGGCAACACACUUCCAAUCAAAGACGAAGGCAUCUCUUCUAAACACCUCCGUAUCCAGUUUGAAUCCGGGUUCUGGGUCAUCAAUGAUCUCGGAUCUUCAAACGGUACGUUUCUGAACAAUAUUUCAAUUGACCCAUCUCGACCCACUAAACUAACCGACGAUGACAUUAUAAAAAUUGGCGAAGAAACCUCGAUUAAGGUCAAAAUUGAAGCUAUGGAAGUUGAUCCGGUGGAAGAAAUCGAGGCUAAGGGUAAAAAUACCCGACGAAACACGAGGCAUAAGGCGGCAGCAAGUGAGAGAAGUGUUAAGGGGUUGGGGGUGAUUGAUGAAAAUCGAGAAUUAGGGCUUGGAAAUGGUGGAACAGGAAAUUUGGGUGUGGGUUCCAAAAGAACGACUAGGAGUUCUAAGAAUGUGAAAAAUGAAGCUGGAAAUGUAGAUGAAGUUGAGAACUUUACUGCAAUUGAAGUAGAGAAAGAGGGGAAAGGGAAUAUGAAGAGGACUCGGGGUCCUAGGAAAGUGGAGAGUGUUAAAAAAUGGGUUGAUAGUGUGAAGGAAGCUGAGAAUAUUGAUUUAGUUGAUGUUGAAAGAGAGACUAAACAGUGUCCGAGGAGGACUAGGGGUUCUAAGAAAGCUGAUAGUGUUAAAGAGGGGGAUGAUGCUGUGGAGGAAACUGAAAGUCUUGCUGUAGUUGAAGCAGAGCGACAGAGGAAACCUAGUCCUAGGAGGACUAGGGGUUCUAGGAAAGUGGAGAGUGUUAAAGAUGGGAAUGAUGCUGAAGAAACUGAAAGUCUUGCGGUAGUUGUUGCAGAUAGAGAGAGGAAACCAAGUCCGAGGAGGACUAGGGGUUCUAAGAGAGAACAAAAUGUUAAAUGGACUGAUAGUGUGGAGGAAGCUAAGAAUUCUGUAGCAAUUGAUGUAGAUAAAGAGAAGAAAGUGUGUUCAAGGAGGACUAGGGGUUCAAGGAAGGAGGAUGAUGUGGAAAAUCUCCAUCAAAAAGCAGGUGAAUACAUGGAAGUGAAGCAACUUGGGAAGGGGAAGGUAAGCACUACAAGAAUGGUGCGUUCGGAGGAAGAUGAGGUGAUGGAGAAGUUGGAAAGAGACCAAAAAGAUUGUGAAGAAGCAGUUGAGAACAAUGCCAAUGUGGGAGUAGAAAGAAAUAUGCCCGAGGUGGUGGGAGUGGAACUUGGAAGGGACGUUUGUGAGGGGUCAUUUAGUAAUGUUGGCGUAAACAUGAGUGAAGUCCAAAUGGAGGAGGAGGUGGAUUUAGAGAAAAUGACACUUGGAGAAUGGUUGGAUUAUUUGGAGGUUUAUUUGCCAAAACAAAUAAUUGAUGCCACUGAGGAGAUGAUUUUAGGUAUGAAACAGAAAACAGAGAAAUAUCAGGAGUUUAUGUUGCAGCAGAAGAAUUCAAAGGAUUGUGAUGGAAUACCGAAGGGUUAGACUUACUCAGUAUGGUUUACAUUCUUAGGCUUUCUUUGCUAUUUCAAGAAAAGAGGUCGCAUUGGAACAAACAACUGAGAUUGGUGGCAUCCUCUGAAGAUAAAAUACCCUUUUUAGACACAGUAUCUGAGAUUCAUAGAAUACAGUUCUGUUAACAUAUUCAAUUGGGGUUCGAGCCUCUUCUUACUAAUUGUCUGGCUGUUGAUCCUUGUGGAAGUAGCAUCUGCCUUGGUACAGUUCCGUGGUUGAUGAAAGAAAAAUUGCUACUAUUAAUUCUACAGGAUAAUAUUAGCUCUAAAUUAGGAUGUUCCACAUAAUUAUGAUAAAAUGAAAUCACUUUCCUCAAUGUGGCGGUGGUUGUCAUGCAGAAGAGGAUUUCCUUGGGACAAAAAGUUUUCAUUGGGUGGAGCCUGAGACUCAAUAAGCUGAUUUAACAGAAGAUAUUCAACAUCAGAAGAGGCGUUGACAUUUCGGAGGAGUAACCACGUUAUACCUAAAGAAAAAAGUUUGUCCUACAAACUGAAGGGAGCAGAAUGUUAUAUAUGUGCAUGCUCUGGCAGAUGGAAGUAUACCUGGGCUAAUGUUUCUGAUACUAAAAUUAGUUAGGCUGACCUUGAUUUUAGUCUUUGUUGCAUAAUUAUCAACUUUGACAUUGAGCUACAGUUUGUAACAUAACUAUUAAUGCAUGAGUGCUUCAGUUGGGCAUACCACUCAUUCUAAGAAGAUUUGUCUUCAGUGUUGAUGAUGCAGU
Solanum dulcamara is the source of this 2410-nucleotide messenger RNA. Its product is annotated as FHA domain-containing protein At4g14490-like. The coding region runs from base 106 to 1659 and encodes 517 amino acids. Lineage: Eukaryota; Viridiplantae; Streptophyta; Magnoliopsida; Solanales; Solanaceae. Gene Ontology annotation, molecular function: protein binding; mRNA binding. The transcript has 2 exons. The record is from RefSeq and is a predicted model, not a curated record.